Molecule: messenger RNA, 1377 nt
Organism: Dracunculus medinensis (Guinea worm)
Lineage: Eukaryota; Metazoa; Nematoda; Chromadorea; Rhabditida; Dracunculidae
Source: the annotation of a GenBank genome assembly
UCAAAAACAAUAAAAAUGUUGAUCAAAAGGUAUAAGCAAGCCUGUCAACGGUUUAGCAUCAUGCCAAUUCAAGCAGUCGAGAAACAAAUCAUGGUAUUUAAGUUUUUUUUUAUUCCAUCCUUUUCGUUUAUGAUUAUCUUUUCUACACGAGUGCAGUUUGACACAAUUGAUUUUGAACAUACAAAUAUGGAUGAUGAUGCAGCCGUGUGUUUGGCUGAAAUGCUCGAUUUUUAUGAUUCAGCAGUUAAACUGAAUUUAUCUUUCAAUAAACAAAUCAAACUGCGAGGUUGGCAGGCUCUUUUUAAAUGUGUAUCUCUAAAACUGCUUAACUUGCGAUAUACCUCUUUUUCUGAGCAGGCGGUACCAUCAUUAGCUCGAGCAUUGAAAACUCAGCCUUCAUUAACCAUAUUACAUCUGGAGAAUGUUUCGCUAUCAGGCAAAAAUUUGCUGUUGCUUGUUUGCGCUUUGAAAACAAAUAAUGUAUUAAGAGAACUUUAUUUGGGUGAUAAUAAUUUGCAUCCCACUGAUGGUGCUCAUUUGUAUCAGCUAAUUUUGUCAAAUACUUCGCUUCAGAUGCUAGAUCUGAGAAAUAAUCAGCUGCAAGACGGUGGGUUGAUGCAUAUAUGCGAUGCGUUGAAGCAUAAAGAUGUUGCGCAAAAAAGCGCUUUAUCUGCUCUUGUUUUGUGGAACAAUGGAAUAACGAGCAAUGGGAUGGAAUCAAUGGCUAUUGCUUUGAAAAAAAAUGCGAAAUUGAAAACCUUGAAUAUCGGCAGCAAUAAAUUGUCCUUUGAAGGCAUAUUAGCUCUCAAGCCGGCCCUUAUGGUUAAUUUAUCUCUUCAGCGACUUGGUCUUCAAGCGACCAAUUUGUGCUCAGCAAUUGUGCUGGCAGAAUGCAUAGCGGAUAAUCACAUGUUAGUGCGCGUUGAUCUGCGUGAUAAUGCUAGAAUCGGAUCAGCGGGCUUACUUGCCUUACAUCUAGCAAUGAAGAUGAAUACUUCAAUAACAUUAUUAAAUCUCGAUUAUACAUGUACAAAUUCUAAUAAAAUAAAGUACCAAGAUCAGUUCAAGCAUUAUUUUGAUGAAAUAAAAUCAUUUUGUGACCGUAAUAGACAAACGGCUCUUGAGAAACUCUCCGUGCAAUCAUCAUCUAUUAACAGUGAAGGCUCUCAGGUUGAAAGCCCAGUCAUGGAAGAUAGUGGCUUUCCAGCAAAUGAGAUAAAUGAGAUGAAAUCUGUCGACACCGUUGUUAAAGUUGAGGGUGUUAAUGAAAAUUUAUUCAAUAAUGAGGCAUUGAAAAAUAUUCAGUCUGAUUGUAAAUUACAUUGCUCCUCAGUGAAUUCUACAGUGCUGUCCAAUUAUGUUGAUGUAUGUUUUUAA